Molecule: messenger RNA, 2271 nt
Organism: Anopheles gambiae (African malaria mosquito)
Lineage: Eukaryota; Metazoa; Arthropoda; Insecta; Diptera; Culicidae
Product: RWD domain-containing protein 2A
Exons: 2
Coding region: 164-1105 (313 amino acids)
Molecular function (GO): protein binding
Source: RefSeq, a predicted model, not a curated record
GUCAGUUUCGAAAUUGUUUUGACGGCACCCGCACGCGCACAUACAGGUGUUUUGUUUUGGUUUGGUUUCGUGUUGGUUGCGGAAAAGAUCACAGUGUGCCAGAGCAGAAUUUGGACUCCGUUUUUGUUCCACCACAUAAACUACAAGAUAAUUCCGCCCCGCCAUGGAUGAGCAAGCGCCACACAACGACCGCCAGAAAAAGGAGCUACAAAAGCAGCUGGACGAGUUUCAAAUGCUGUCGGCAAUUUACUGCAACCCGGGCGAGCUGCGAGUGGACGAUUACGGCUGCAUCGACAAUCUGACCAGCUACAACAGCGGCGAAACCGAUCGGCUCACCACGAAGCUCGACUACCGCUUCGAGCUGCCCCUGCUGCCGGACCAAAAGGUACAGAUUUUGGUCGAACUGCCCCACCGCUACCCGGCGCUGGAAAUGCCGCGGAUCGUGAUCCGCUCGGCCGUGAUACCGCGCGACCAGGAGCGCCGCCUAACCGACCGGAUCGUGCGAUACAUCGAGGAGGAGGUGCUGGAGCGCGACGAAGCGUACGUCCUUCAGGUGGUGGGCUGGAUACAGGACAACUUUGCCGAGCUGCUCGCCGCGACCGCUGAGAGGAAGGAGUCGAAAGCGUGCCCGCGCUCCGCCGGCGCGACCACCUCACCGAUCGUGUUCGAACGGUUGUGGAUAUACUCGCAUCAUCUUAAAAGCAAGAUGAAAAGACAGACAAUCAUAAAAACGGCACGGGAUCUGCGGCUGACGGGGUUUUCCCGGCCCGGCAAACCGGCCAUUAUCUGCGUGGAGGGACAGCAGGCCGACACGCAGGAGUUUUGGCGCACGAUCAAACCGCUCAAGUGGCAGAAGAUACAGAUCAAGCUGUGCGAAACGGAGACGGUGGCUGCCGGCGGUGAAAACGAAAUGGCCGCCCUGCGCCACUUUGCGGCCGGCUUUCGGGAGGAACUGUUCUGCGCCGAUAUGGAUGAAGACUCGGACGCGGAGGAUCAGCCGAUGAGCAUGAGCCUGUUUAUGAAGUUUCUCGACAAGCACCGGUGCGGCUACAUCAAGAAGGAGCUGUUCGGGUUUCAGAGUGCGAUCGAUGCUCCCGCUAGCUAGCGCUAUGGUGGUACGGUACACGUGUGUGAUGCAAUAAACGCUCGCUCGUUGUUGAGGUUGUUGACCUAUAAGCCGGAGGCUCGCUCCCCCUUUUCCUGCUUACCUUGUGCAGUGUCCGCCUCGAUGGCUGCAUCGGCGUCGUCUGCAUCUCGCCGUACUCUCUUCUGCCCAUUGCUGCCGGGUCCGUAUCGUUCCACUGUUUCGCGCAAAAAGCUUUCUAUUCUUUGUGUUAAGAGCUGUUCUCCCUCCACGGGUUGAUCAACAAUGCGGUCGGCGUAGUUUUGCAGCAAAUUUUGCCGAUAGACUGUUUUUAGUAGUUCAAAUUCAGUUUCAGCGGGAUCGUUAGACACGUCACUAGUUUCAGCAUUUACGGUGUGUAUUUUUAAAACUAACAAUAGGCACACCAAUCGCCACGCGAACCACUUCCACCGUUUCAUCUUAGCACAGCAGCACGUGGUUUUGUUUUCAACGUUCCGAAAACACAACCGAACACGAUCGGUUACUAAACGCAACUGGUGGUGCGAUCACCAGACGAGCUCCGGUUGAGUCGAGCUCUCGAUUCGAGAAAAAAGGACUCUCUGGAGUAGAAUGCGUACAAGGUUGUGAGAAGAAGAGAAAAGAUCAAGCGAAAUACUACGUUACCUGCUAGCAAUCACACUCAAGGAUAGAACACGAAACGUUUUUACAUGUAUAGAUAAGCCCGAUCGUGCAAUGAGACACGUACAUUGAUAUUCAUGUGCUAGGUUUAUGUAUUGUUAGGCUCGACCAUGUGUGUCUUAACAGGGCACAACAACACGAUUGGUCAUUUGCUCUUGUUACUUAUUGUUGUGUUGAACUGUGCCAUUGAAAAUGUCAGUUUUCACUUUUCUAUAAAUGGAUUGAACGGUAAGCAGGUUAAUCAUUGAGUUUAGGUAAAUGUGUACCGUAAAAAUAUAUUAUGAAACUUGAAUUACGGAAAAUCCAGUUACCAAUUUUGUGUUGUGUUGUUGCAAGUAUUGUAAAUAAUCAAUCAUCUAUUAACAUCUUGCCUAUACGGCAAUGCAACGAAGUGAUAGAUAUGAUUACUUCUAGAUAAGAAGAAUAAAUGAGUUUAAACAAUCAAAUACACGAAAGGGAAAAAAACAUGAAAAAUAAAUGAAAAGAAUGAAAUGAAUUUAAAUAAGAAA